Messenger RNA from Amaranthus tricolor (Joseph's coat), 1985 nucleotides. Its product is annotated as putative disease resistance protein RGA1. The transcript has 2 exons. Gene Ontology annotation, biological process: defense response to other organism. The coding region runs from base 181 to 1347 and encodes 388 amino acids. Gene Ontology annotation, molecular function: ADP binding. Lineage: Eukaryota; Viridiplantae; Streptophyta; Magnoliopsida; Caryophyllales; Amaranthaceae. The record is from RefSeq and is a predicted model, not a curated record.
UACACGAUCUUAUGCACGAUAUUGCGCAAAGUGUCUCGAGGCAGGAGAUUUAUGUAGCAAAUACCAUUAGUGGCAACCUAGAUAAAAAGAUUCGCCAUGUCUCAACUUUAAGCACCACAAAUUUCGAAAAAUACACCUCAGCAUUGCAACGUCCUGAGCUGAAAGAGAUUCUCUCAAUCUAUGGCUAUGAAUCAAAACACCGUCAACAAAUUCAAAAAUGUGCUUCUUGAUGCUGAAGCCAAGCAGGAGUUCUCCAAUGUAGUCCAACUAUGGAUUGAGAAUCUCAAGGAUGUUGUCUUUGAAGCCGAUGAUUUUCUCGAUGAGUUUAUCACUCUUGUCGACCAGAAGCAGCAUGUCAAGGCUGAUGGUACAAUAUCCAAGAAGAUGAGGCUCUUCCUUUCUCGUUCAAACCCUUUAGUCCUCGCUUACAAGAUGUCUAAAGAGGUCGAGAAGAUAGGGAAGAACUUGAGUUCUUUUGCUGAUAAGAUAUCAUCUGUGAUGGAGUUUAGUCACGAGCCUAUUAAGAAUAGAAAUCGAGAGACAUGUUCUUAUGUGGAUGUAGUUGAUAUUGUUGGAAGAGAAGCCGACUUGGAGCAUAUUGUUGGUAAGUUGCUUGAUUAUAAUGUUCAAAAUGAUCUUUCUUUCCUUCCGAUUGUGGGUAUGGGAGGAUUAGGCAAAACUGCUUUUGCACUACUUGUGUACAACGAUAAAAGGGUUGAAAGUGCAUUUUCUUUGAGGUUAUGGCAUUGUGUUUCUGAUCAAGAUCAAAAACCAUUGAACAUUGCUGAUAUUCUUCGUAAGAUUCUGACUCUAAUUACUGAUGAGAAUCAUGAAAAAUCCUCUGAGCAAAUCGUGCAAAGUCAACUUCAAAAUAAAUUAUCAUCUAAAAAGUACUUGCUUGUUUUAGAUGAUGUAUGGAGAGAGAAUUAUGAUCAAUGGAUUCAUCUUGUAAGAUUGUUGAAUGUGGGUCAAAGGGGAAGCUGGAUUGUGGUUACUACGCGUUCAGAAGUGACUGCAAAAUUCAUCGGAUGUGGUUCAAUGUACAAGCUCCAAGGCUUGGCCAAGAAAGAGUCGUGGAGCUUAUUCGAAAAGAUAGCAUUUGGGUCAGAGCACUCGAACCUUCAUGAUGAUCAGUUGGUUGAAUCAGGGCAAAAAAUUGUUGAAGCAUGUGGUAGAGUCCCUCUCGCCUUACGAGUAGCAGGAAGUCUUGUAUAUGGUCAAGACAAGAGGAAGUGGCAAAUAGUUCAAGAAGUCGGUGUGGCCAAGAAGGGUAAUGACAAUGGUAUCACACAUAUAUUGAAGCUAAGUUAUCAACAUCUUCCGUUUUCAAUAAAAAAAUUGUUUUAGUUAUUGCACUAUUUUUCCGAAGGAUUAUAGAAUGCGAAAGGACCUGCUAAUAAGCCUUUGGAUUGCACACAACUAUAUUGUUCCAUAUGAAGGCCAGAGCAUUGAAGAAGCAGGUGAGGAACAUUUUUUGAUUUUGUUGAAUAGGUGUUUUUUCCAAGAUAUACAAAAAGAUGAUGAGACGGGCGAGGUGUACUCAGUAAGAUACAUGACCUUUUGCAUGACAUUGCUCAAGGUGUAUCAAUGAAGGAGAUUUUUGCUACAACUACCAUUAGUGGCAACCUUGAUAAAAAUGUUCGCCAUCUCUCAAUUUCUUUCUAUCCAGAAUAUAGAAAGUUUCCUAUGAUUAAAACUCGUGUUCGUUCGUUUCUUGCUCUUUGCAAGUACAGUGAAUUGGGGAAUGUAGACAUUUUGGAGAUAUUAAAGGAAAAUUGUAGGCACUUAAGGGCAUUACAACUAUCAGGAUUUAGAGCCGUGUUUGUCAAACUCCAUAGGUAAACUAUUGCAUUUACGAUAUUUAGAUUUGUCACUUAACUAUAUUUUAAAAGUUCUCCCAAAGUCAAUAACAAAAUUAUGUAAUCUAGAAACCUUAAUUUUAUCUUGGUGUUCGGCUUUAAAAGAGCUACCAAAAGAUUUGAGUA